AUGCUUCGCUCCUCGCUUACUCUGACUGCGGUCUCGUUGCUGCUGGGAGGCUUCUCCCCUGUGGCUGUUGAGGCUGUUCGGACAAUUUCAGCUGUUGGUUCCCGCUUCUUUUACGAAGACGGUACCCAGUACUUCUUGAAAGGCAUCGCGUAUCAGCUCGUUCCUGAUGAUCCACUCAUCGACACGGAACAAUGCACUCGCGACGUUAAGCUCAUGGCCGAGCUGGGGACCAACGCCAUCCGCGUCUACCAUGUCGAUCCCCAUGCCAAUCAUGACGGCUGCAUGAAAGUUCUGGCAGAUGCCGGCAUCUACCUGUUCGUUGAUCUCGACACUUUUGACACACAGAUCGAGCAGACUGAUCCCCACUGGAAUGAGACCCAGUUUGACCGGUUCAAGCAGGUCUUGGACGAGUUUCAAAAGUAUGAGAAUACAGCGGGUGUGUUCGUUGGAAAUGAGGUCCUCACCACAAAAGAGGGCUCGGCCGCUGCUCCCUAUGUGCUGGCUGCGGCUCGAGAUAUCAAAGCGUACCGCGAUGCGCAGAACUACCGAAACAUUCCUGUGGGUUACUCUGCAGCGGAUAUUGCGGAGCUGCGUCCCAUGUUGCAGAAUUAUCUAGCUUGCGCGAAAGAUCCUAAUGAUCGCUUGGACUUCUUCGCACUGAAUGCCUACGAGUGGUGUGGAAAUUCCGGGUACGUUCAGUCUGGCUAUAGAGAGCUUCAGAGAAACGCAAGUGGCUAUCCGAUCCCCAUCUUCUUCUCCGAGACUGGCUGCAACGCCGCACGGCCUAGAACCUUUGGUGACCAAGCUGCCAUUUUCGGCGAACAUAUGUCGGAUACCUGGUCCGGCUCUAUGGUCUACGAGUGGAUCCAGGAGGUCAACGACUACGGUUUGGUCAGUUAUGGUCCCCCUGCGCCAAAUGCUCCUCCGACAGACACUCUUGUUUAUGAUGGCUUCACUCGCAAAGGUGUCCCGACCCCCGUGUCUCCUGACUUCCACAACCUCAAGACCCAAUGGGCUACACUGUCACCCACUGGCGUCGCCUUGUCUGACUAUGUUCAAUCCACCUCUACUAUCAGCCCCCCGGAGUGCCCUGCCUACACAUCUGGGGCUUGGGAGGUCGACCCCAGCUCUCCGCUGCCCACUCUGGGCCAGACGCAGACGAAAUCUGGCUCAACAUACCAGGUCACUAAUGUAAGCGGUUCUGGAAACCUGCCAGUCCUCAGCGCCACAGCUACCAGGCCGACAUCCUCGACCCCGACACAGCUGCUCCACAGUGGUGCUGCCAGUCCCCUUUCUCUUCCACGGAUCGCUGGCUCAAAUUAUAUCGCGAGCGCAUCCGUGUUGAUCGGAUUUGUGAUUGGUAUGGUUGCUGUGUUGCUAUGA
Messenger RNA from Aspergillus fischeri NRRL 181, 1383 nucleotides. RefSeq names its product putative 1,3-beta-glucanosyltransferase (gene gel6). Gene Ontology annotation, molecular function: 1,3-beta-glucanosyltransferase activity. The transcript has 3 exons. The record is from RefSeq and is a predicted model, not a curated record. The coding region runs from base 1 to 1383 and encodes 460 amino acids. NCBI's taxonomy places the organism in Eukaryota, Fungi, Ascomycota, Eurotiomycetes, Eurotiales, Aspergillaceae. Gene Ontology annotation, biological process: fungal-type cell wall (1->3)-beta-D-glucan biosynthetic process. Gene Ontology annotation, cellular component: fungal-type cell wall; cytoplasm.